AUGAGGAAAAUAUGUUGUGGGCUGCUGCGGAUGUUGUUGAGUAGUGUUGUGUUGUGUUUCUUAUCGUGCACGGAUGUGUUUUCUUUGCGUCACGCGGAGUACGCUGGGACCCUCUUUGGUCGCGUGUAUGUGUCUUCUCCCUUGCUUGAGGCGAACCUGCCGACGCGGUUGGUGGACUGCUUUCCCCGCGUAGUUCUCAGCCCCUCCAACAUAACGUACUACUGCGAAGUCAGCGACGCCGUGGAUCUCAGUGGGUUGCGCCUCUACGCCUCGUACUACACUCCGGAAGGCACACUGUGCGGCGGGUGGCCGGCCACUUUGGAGGCGUCAUCAAACCUCAUUUUGUUUGUUCCUAAUACUGCUGCCCCGUCAGGGAUGAUGGUGCUUGUCAUCACCGAGCGCUUCGUGGCGGGUGACGCUCAGUUCCAGCCUGUGACGACCAACGCAUCCAUAUACUUCUGGAGUAGUAAAACCACCCACGCACGCUUCGUAGCACCCUUUCCGUACUAUGGGAUGCAGUUUGCGUGGGAGACGAACAUGCCGUGCGAGGGUGCUGUUGCCGGUACCCUACUGGUGCGUGCUGGUGUGGAGUGUCACCGUGUCGCGACAAACUGCGGUGCAGACGUUGGAUGCUACAACGUGACGGAUUAUCACCAUCUUCCUUUGCCUGGAAACUACUCACUCUGCGUGACCGCUGAUGGGUGGCGCGGCCACUACCUGCCGUGGGGUCAAUCCUUUCUUGAGGUGAAGUCGCUCGUGACGAUCCCGCUGUAUGUCGUGAACGGAACACGGGUGACCAUCAAAGUGUACGAUGCGGCGUUAGGCAAUCCGUUGUCCCAUGUGCAUCAGGUGUUUUUGGCACCCUGCGCCUAUGGUGCUUGCCAAAAGAGCGAGGUAGUCUCCUUGGAAAACGUGAUGCACGUCGACAGUUGUAGAAGGGCUCACCUCUCGGAUCGCAUACAUUACGCAGAAGAUCGCCCGCUUUUCCUGCAUCAUUGGAAAUAUGUUGUGUGCGUUGAACUCUCGUCUUGUUCUUCAGCCUCUGCAGACGUUGCUGCCUGUGGUGUGGCGCUCUCAGCGUUACCCGUGACGGCUCUUGUGAACGCCUUUGCACUUGCAGUCUUGAAUGUGUCGUGCGACGCACUGAUAGUUGGGCUGACCGGGGGAGACCUUGCUGUCCGGAGUAUGCCGUACUAUCUGUGUUUGCUGCCCAGCACCGCGUCGUGUGGUUCGGAGCUGAACGCAGCAUACGCAUGUGCACGGAGUGCAACGCCCAAUGCACCUUUCAUACGCAUCAAGAGGAGUGGUCUUGAGUUGCCGAACGCUUUAACAUUGUGCCUCGUUGCGGCGAACGUGACUUUUUGGGGUCACCGCUACGUUUGGACGCAAACGCUGGUGAGCGUCACGCUGAAGGACGAUGCGUGUUCCUUCAAUGGGCGACACGGUUCUACGGCUCUGAUCGUUUUGGGCGCUGCUGCCGCCAUUUUGUUAGCAGCAGCAAUAAUAGUGGUUUGCUUCCCACGUUGUCUAAGGGCACGUAGGGUUGUCUCCGGUGAGGAGUUGGCAACUGCGCCCUCCGUGCCUCUGCCGGCCGCCGCCAGACCGGAAUUGAACCCUUUCGUGGCCGCGGGCCAAAAGCAAACGGACGUCACUUCUGCGCACGCAUGCCACGACAAGGAGGGUUCAGACCUUAGUUUGCCUUCCCCAUUUGUGUCGGUGCUGCCUGCAGAAGAAGAUGGGAACCGGCGUCCGCCUCUCGCAUGUCCUCGCCUGUUGGAAGACAACGCCUCUAUUACUUUCAGCCCCCACAGCCGUGUUUUGUCGGAAACAGCGAAGCCGCCUGCAUUGCUCUGUGCGUCUCGCGAGGACUCUACGAGUUAUCGUGACGCUCAUAGAGACACCUCUGCCUUUGAAGCUGUGGGCAAGACGACUUUUGACGCCGAGGAGUGCGCUUUUGUGGCUUCUAAUGACGUAGCGCAGGUGUUCGGUGCAGCAGCCUUUCAUGCAUGCCUGAAGCCCAGAAGGGGCGAAAAUGAGCUGGUCGGUUGCAGGACGCCCUCCGCCACGGUGGAGUUAAGGGGUGUUCCUCAGCAUGCCUCGGUAACUGAUGGGGCUGCGAAUGACGGGCAUUCUUCAUUGAUGCUAGAUGCAUCGACGUUGUUUUCAGUGUCGCCUUCUACGGUUGCCCUUGUCACUCCCAGCUCGCAGAAGCCGUUAGAUGAUAUUCCGCCGCCAUCGCCACCGAGCGCUGAUGUUGGAAGGCAAGAAGGUAAGUCGGAGGCACCAACUUUUCCCACCUUCUUUACAACCCUACAUGACACGCUUGGCGCCGAUGCGCCGCGUGGGGAGUGCCAACGGCCGCUGCCGGCGGUGGAUGAGAAAACACCUUUGCCAAGUGGAAGGUGUGCUUUGGUGGGCAACGCUGAGAAUCAAACCUAUGCUGGGCGUGAGCUAUCAGGACCCGAUGCGCUACUCGCUGUUUACGCCGUCACUGAGGAUCCCAAGCAGCUCUUGGCACGGGGCGCGCUCAGCGGAAAAGAAGUGGGGCCGCUGACGGUGCAGACGGUUGGUGCAGCCGCCAUCAAUAAUGUAACAGACGACACGAGUUGUAAGCCCAUUAGUGUGGUUUCUGCACCUCUUUUUGAGGGUGGUGUGUCGACGACUUCAUUCUCUACAGAAACAGUUUCUCUAUCCAUGGGUGAACGGCUUCCAGGUGCGCUCUGCAUCGAUCUAACAGAGCAGCCUCUGGGCACGACUAGUUUCGAAUCCUGUGAGAAGCCCCCAACCUCGGACCGCGUCACUUCGCUUGGAGAAAGCGAAUGUGACACCGUUGACACUUUGAGCUCCUUGUCGUGA
Messenger RNA from Trypanosoma rangeli, 2856 nucleotides. RefSeq lists its product as uncharacterized. The transcript has a single exon. The record is from RefSeq and is a predicted model, not a curated record. Bases 1 to 2856 code for a protein of 951 amino acids. Lineage: Eukaryota; Euglenozoa; Kinetoplastea; Trypanosomatida; Trypanosomatidae.